Piliocolobus tephrosceles (Ugandan red Colobus) is the source of this 4149-nucleotide messenger RNA. RefSeq names its product receptor like tyrosine kinase (gene RYK). The record is from RefSeq and is a predicted model, not a curated record. The coding region runs from base 213 to 2051 and encodes 612 amino acids. NCBI's taxonomy places the organism in Eukaryota, Metazoa, Chordata, Mammalia, Primates, Cercopithecidae. Gene Ontology annotation, molecular function: ATP binding; protein kinase activity. Gene Ontology annotation, biological process: cell surface receptor protein tyrosine kinase signaling pathway; protein phosphorylation; positive regulation of kinase activity. Gene Ontology annotation, cellular component: plasma membrane; signaling receptor complex. The transcript is spliced from 15 exons.
GCGGGCAGCCCUCUACUCCGGACGAUGCCGCCGAGGAGGCGGCGGCGGCGGCGGCGCGCUCUGGAGGUCUGAAGCCACUGCUAGCUGCCACGGGCCGGCGGCGCGAUGAGCUGGGCAGCCGCCCCCGGCUCGGGGCUGUGAGCGGCUCGGGGCCGGGGGUGGGCGGCGGUGCGGCGGGCGGCCGACGCUCCUCUUCGGCGGCGGCGGCGGCCAUGCGCGGGGCGGCGCGGCUGGGGCGGCCGGGCCGGAGUAGCCUCCCGGGGGCCCGCGGCCUGAGGGCCCCGCCGCCGCCGCCGCUGCUGCUUCUGCUGGCGCUGUUGCCUCUACUGCCCGCGCCUGGCGCCGCCGCCGCCCCCGCCCCCGCCCCACGGCCCCCGGAGCUGCAGUCCGCUGCCGCGGGGCCCAGCGUGAGUCUCUACCUGAGCGAGGACGAGGUGCGCCGGCUGAUCGGUCUUGAUGCAGAACUUUAUUAUGUGAGAAAUGACCUUAUUAGUCACUACGCUCUAUCCUUUAAUCUGUUAGUACCCAGUGAGACAAAUUUCCUGCACUUCACCUGGCAUGCGAAGUCCAAGGUUGAAUAUAAGCUGGGAUUCCAAGUGGACAAUGUUUUGGCAAUGGACAUGCCCCAGGUCAACAUUUCUGUUCAGGGGGAAGUUCCACGCACUUUAUCAGUGUUUCGGGUAGAGCUUUCCUGUACUGGCAAAGUAGAUUCUGAAGUUACGAUACUAAUGCAGCUCAACUUGACAGUAAAUUCUUCAAAAAAUUUUACCGUCUUAAAUUUUAAACGAAGGAAAAUGUGCUACAAAAAACUUGAAGAAGUAAAAACUUCAGCCUUGGACAAAAACACUAGCAGAACUAUUUAUGAUCCUGUACAUGCAGCUCCAACCACUUCUACGCGUGUGUUUUAUAUUAGUGUAGGGGUUUGUUGUGCAGUAAUAUUUCUCGUAGCAAUAAUAUUAGCUGUUUUGCACCUUCAUAGUAUGAAAAGGAUUGAACUGGAUGACAGCAUUAGUGCCAGCAGUAGUUCCCAAGGGCUGUCUCAGCCAUCCACCCAGACGACUCAGUAUCUGAGAGCUGACACACCCAACAAUGCAACUCCUAUCACCAGCUCCUUAGGUUAUCCUACCUUGCGGAUAGAGAAGAACGACUUGAGAAGUGUCACUCUUCUGGAAGCCAAAGCCAAGGUGAAGGAUAUAGCAAUAUCCAGGGAGAGGAUAACUCUAAAAGAUGUACUCCAAGAAGGUACUUUUGGGCGUAUUUUCCAUGGGAUUUUAAUAGAUGAAAAAGAUCCAAAUAAAGAAAAACAAGCAUUUGUCAAAACAGUUAAAGAUCAAGCUUCUGAAAUUCAGGUGACAAUGAUGCUCACUGAAAGUUGUAAGCUGCGAGGUCUUCAUCACAGAAAUCUUCUUCCUAUUACUCAUGUGUGUAUAGAAGAAGGAGAAAAGCCCAUGGUGAUAUUGCCUUACAUGAAUUGGGGGAAUCUUAAAUUGUUUUUACGGCAGUGCAAGUUAGUAGAGGCCAAUAAUCCACAGGCAAUUUCUCAACAAGACCUGGUACACAUGGCUAUUCAGAUUGCCUGUGGAAUGAGCUACCUGGCCAGAAGGGAAGUCAUCCACAAAGACCUGGCUGCUAGGAACUGUGUCAUUGAUGACACACUUCAAGUUAAGAUCACAGACAAUGCCCUCUCCAGAGACUUGUUCCCCAUGGACUAUCACUGUCUGGGGGACAAUGAAAACAGGCCAGUUCGUUGGAUGGCUCUUGAAAGUCUGGUUAACAACGAGUUCUCUAGCGCUAGUGAUGUGUGGGCCUUUGGAGUGACGCUGUGGGAACUCAUGACUCUGGGCCAGACGCCCUACGUAGACAUUGACCCCUUCGAGAUGGCCGCAUACCUGAAAGAUGGUUACCGGAUAGCCCAGCCAAUCAACUGUCCUGAUGAAUUAUUUGCUGUGAUGGCCUGUUGCUGGGCCUUAGAUCCGGAGGAGAGGCCCAAGUUUCAGCAGCUGGUACAGUGCCUAACAGAGUUUCACGCAGCCCUGGGGGCCUACGUCUGACUCUUCUCUCCCAAUCCCACAGCAUCAGGAGGAAGGUGCCUGUCGCAGCUCACUUGAAGCCUGUCAUGGAUGCUUCAUAUCUAACACAACGCCAACAGAAGCACAUUCGUCUUCCAGAACACCGUGCCUUAGGAAUGCUUUAGAAUCUGAACUUUUUAAGACAGACUUAAUAAUGUGGCAUAUUUUCUAGAUAAUCACUUUUAUUAGGUUGAAUUGAAAGGGUUUUUGUAAUUUUUUGGCCAAAAUUUUUUAAAACAUAGUUACUUUGGACUAGGGGUACAUUCUUACAAAAUAAAUAAACAGUUUUUAAAAUUGUUUAGACACAGAUAUUUGGAAUUAGCUAUCUUAGUGCCAACUGCUUUUUAUUUUUUUACUUCAUCAAGGUGAUGUAAGUGAUUCACCUUUAAAGUUUUUUUAACGUUAUUUUUUGUCACUACUCUGGGAAAUGGUUUGUCUUCAAAAUGCAAUGCUUUUCUUAGGAAAGGAAAAACAGCAUUAAAAGAUACCUGGUUUGCCUUGUACAAGAAAAGGCAGUAUUAGAGGAAGAAAAUUUAAAGAAAAGCUAGAGGAAAAAAGCGAUGUUUUUAAUACUUACUAGAAGCAAACUGCCCUUGCAUGGAAAACUGUUUAUUUUUUUCGGUGAAAAGGAAUUCUGCUUUCGUAUUUUUUGGGAAAGCAGGAACUGAGUUCAUUACAUCUUUAAUUUGGCAGAAAUUAGCCUUUCUGUGAACCAGAAGUGGUUUGGGGCAGAUCUGUAGUAAACAAUGGUGAUUUUAUUUAUUUUUACUCUCUGGAAAAGGAGAUAAUACAAUUCCAGAAAGUGAACUCAUAUUUCGAAGGUUAAAAUUCCCUUUUAUUGCACCUAGAAUAGUGCUAUGCACGGAGUGGGUGCUAGAGUUGUUGUCAUUCUUUUUUUUUUUUUUUUUUUAAAUGUAAACUGGUAAAUUUUGUGCUUAUCUUCAAGGCUGGCUUAAGUAUAAAAUUGUUUUUUUAAACACUUGAAAAAUUAAAGGAUUUGUUUUAUAUUAUGACAGUAUUGAAAUUAUUUUUCAUAAUGAAUGAUUGGUUAUUGCGUCUGGUCAGUCUUUGAACAUUCAACAGCUGGACAUGUGUGUUUUAUUUCAUGAUGUUUCAGUCAAGUUCCAAAGCCCUAACACAGUUACAGCUGGCUCAGUCUCCAGGUUCUAGUAAAAAUUUGGAAUUAAUGUUAUAAGGACAUAUUAAAACACUGAAACAUUUCUCCAGAACCAGCAAGUAAGGAGUAUGUAUGUAUUUAUGCUCAGUUUUAGUUGGCCUAAAGCAGGGUUGAAUGGGCCUCCUAAAUAGCUAGGCCUGCAGGUACUGCCACUACUCCCAUCUUCACAGAUAUAUGAGGGAGAAUGUGCAGCAGUUGGAGGCUUUCACUGUUUUUAAAGAAGCUUUAGGAAUCAGCAACACACCUGGAAAGAUAGCUCACACAGUGCCUGGUUUUCCACAGGUAAGCUAAGGGCAUGAUUUUCUGUGUACAUUUGUUAAGAGUUCUUUGGUUUUAUGAAAUACUCAUAUGAAGCCAGUCCCUGGAGGACUGUUUUUUAAAAAGUCCCUUUGAACCAUUUGUAAAUUAUAUUUUCAUUCAUAACUUGCAUUCUUAGAAGGCGUUCAGUCAACAUUUAUAGCACUUACUGUGUAUUUUCCACGUGGAGUGGUUCAGCUCAAGCGUCCCUUCCAGUAUUCAGGGCAGUCUUAUUUUGUGUUCAAGUGAGUGCAUUGUUUAAAAAUCACAGUUUAUUAACAUGUACAUGGUCUGUUUUUUUAAAAAAAGUACUGACACUUGACUUCUAUCCUCAAUUAACAGAUAGUAAGAAAUGUCCUCAGUUUGGUGGAUGGUGUGGUGCUUGUAACCUUAUCUUUUUGUGUUUGUGAGCACUUCUAUUUUAUGUGUGUAUUUUUAUUGUACAUUUUUCUUGAGCUACUUGGAGUCUUUGACAUGAGAAGGGAAGAGCAGUUAUAAGAUUUCCCUGACUCAUCUUCUUCCAGUAGUUUUGUUGUAGAUUGUGAAUGUUACUGAAGUUUUACAUGUUACUGAUUUUGCAGAAAACAUAAUUUUUAUGGAAAAGAA